Molecule: messenger RNA, 1545 nt
Organism: Maudiozyma barnettii
Lineage: Eukaryota; Fungi; Ascomycota; Saccharomycetes; Saccharomycetales; Saccharomycetaceae
Gene: COX15
Product: Cox15p
Exons: 1
Coding region: 1-1545 (514 amino acids)
Biological process (GO): heme A biosynthetic process
Cellular component (GO): mitochondrial inner membrane
Molecular function (GO): oxidoreductase activity, acting on NAD(P)H, heme protein as acceptor
Source: RefSeq, a predicted model, not a curated record
AUGCUGCUUUUGAAGACGCUUUUGAGGGAUUCAAACGCCCUUAGUGUCUCCUCGAAGCUCUUUGCUAGAAACUGUGUGUUUAACAAAGGAUGCUCUAAGCUAGCUAGUAAUGUUUCCUCCUGUAUGGCUCAAGUCGGUGUUAGAAAUUAUUCUAUGACUCCUCUUUUCAAGGAAAAAACUAGUCAAAUGAAACGAAACACGAUGUUUGGAUCUAAAUGGAAUUUUAGUUCUAGUCCAAAUCGUAAUUUUAAUUCUUUUAAACCUUUAUUGAAUGAGACUGCUGAACAAGUAACUCCAGAUAUGGUUAACUCUGUGAAGACAUCUAACACCGUUGCUUACUGGUUGAUCGGUACUUCUGGUUUAGUCUUUGGUAUUGUUGUUCUUGGCGGUUUAACAAGAUUGACUGAAUCUGGUUUGUCUAUUACUGAAUGGAAACCUGUAACAGGUUCAUUACCACCAAUCGGCCAAAAGGAAUGGGAAGAAGAGUUUUUGAAAUAUAAGGAAUCCCCUGAGUUUCAACAAUUGAAUUCUCAUAUUAAUUUGGAUGAAUUCAAGUUCAUUUUCUUUAUGGAAUGGAUUCAUAGAUUAUGGGGCCGUGGUAUCGGUCUUGUCUUUAUUGCUCCUGCAGUCUAUUUUGCCGUUACCAAGAGAACUUCAGCACAUGUUAAUAAAAGACUUUUAGGUCUAACUUCUUUACUAGGUUUACAAGGUUUCUUAGGUUGGUGGAUGGUUAAGUCCGGUUUGGAUCAAGACCAAUUGAACGCAAGAAAAUCUAAACCAACUGUUUCUCAAUAUAGAUUGACCACGCAUUUGGGUGCAGCCUUCUUCUUAUACAUGGGUAUGUUAUGGACUGGUCUAGAUAUUCUUAAGGAAAACAAAUGGAUGAAGAAUCCUGAACAAGCUGGAAAAUUAUUCCAAAAGUUGAAUAAUCCAGCUUUAGGACCAAUGAGAAAGAUUGCUUUGACUCUAUUGGCUUUCUGUUUCGUGACUGCUAUGUCCGGUGGUAUGGUUGCUGGUUUGGAUGCAGGUAUGAUCUAUAAUACAUGGCCAAAGAUGGGUGCUACUUGGUUCCCAAGUGGUCGUGAAUUAAUGGACGAGAAUUUUUCACGUAGAGAUGAUAAAAAAGAUACCUGGUGGAGAAAUCUAUUGGAAAACCCAACCACAGUACAAUUGGUUCAUAGAACAUUUGCUACAGCUGCAUUCUGUGGUGUCCUUGCUGUUCAUAUGUAUGCUUUGAAGAAAAAACUUGUAAUGCCAAGAAAUGCUCAAAUGAGUGUUCAUGCACUAAUGGGUGUAGUCACUUUACAAGUUGCGUUAGGUAUCUUUACGAUCCUAUGGGUUGUUCCAACACCUCUUGCCUCAUUACAUCAAGCUGGCUCUUUAGCUCUUGUUACUACCGCAGUGAUCUUUGCUAAUCAAGUGAGAAAACCAAGAGGUAAUGUGAAAACUUUGAUCAAUAGUGGAUAUGCUCAACAAUUGUUGAAGAAAACUACUAACUCUGGAAGUAAGAUCAUGACAGAAGCCUCGAAAUUGGCAAGCAAAUAA